Molecule: messenger RNA, 1110 nt
Organism: Gossypium raimondii (Peruvian cotton)
Lineage: Eukaryota; Viridiplantae; Streptophyta; Magnoliopsida; Malvales; Malvaceae
Product: 40S ribosomal protein S4
Exons: 5
Coding region: 147-935 (262 amino acids)
Biological process (GO): translation
Cellular component (GO): cytosolic small ribosomal subunit; ribosome
Molecular function (GO): RNA binding; structural constituent of ribosome
Source: RefSeq, a predicted model, not a curated record
CCGGCCCGCUCAAUUCAUCUCUAAAACCCUAAAUUACCGCAAUAAAUAGGUAAAACAAAAUUAGGGUUUUGAUUUCCUCCCGCUGGCAUCUUCCUAAAGAACGCUGAAGGCUCUCAGCGGAAACAGCUGCUUCCAGACCAACCGAAAUGACUAGAGGGUUAAAGAAACAUUUGAAGAGGCUCAAUGCUCCAAGGCAUUGGAUGCUUGACAAGCUUGGCGGUGCAUUUGCACCCAAGCCGUCAUCUGGACCACACAAGUCCAGAGAAUGCUUGCCGCUCAUUCUCAUUCUGCGAAACAGAUUAAAGUACGCUCUAACAUAUAGAGAAGUGAUUGCCAUUCUUAUGCAAAGGCAUGUUAUGGUAGAUGGGAAGGUUAGGACGGAUAAAACAUACCCUGCUGGUUUCAUGGAUGUUGUAUCGAUUCCAAAGACGAGUGAGGACUUCCGCCUCCUUUAUGACACAAAAGGUCGUUUUUGCCUUCAUGCCAUCACCAGUGAUGAGACCAAGUUUAAGCUCUGCAAAGUUCGGUCUGUCCAAUUUGGUCAAAAGGGUAUCCCCUACCUUAAUACGUACGAUGGACGCACCAUCCGCUACCCAGAUCCUCUAAUCAAGGCUAACGAUACCAUCAAGCUUGACCUAGAGAACAACAAAAUUGUAGAUUUCAUUAAGUUUGAUGUCGGGAAUGUUGUCAUGGUCACUGGAGGAAGAAACAGAGGGCGUGUUGGAGUGAUUAAGAACCGUGAGAAGCAUAAGGGUAGCUUCGAGACAAUCCAUGUCCAAGAUGCUGCUGGACACGAGUUUGCGACUCGUCUAGGCAAUGUCUUCACGAUUGGUAAAGGAACGAAGCCAUGGGUGUCACUUCCAAAGGGCAAGGGUAUCAAAUUGUCCAUCAUUGAGGAAGCCAGGAAGAGGCUUGCAGCCCAAGCUACUGUCUAAAUUUUAUGAUUAAAGAUAUAAUAUCUGGAAUUGUUUUUUGUCAAAUGAAUUAAUCUGUUUGGUGGCCCUUUGUGUUUGCUUUGGUAGGAUUUAUGUUACAGUUUUGGACCAAUUGUUAUAUUAUUUUUUUAAAUUAAAUUUCAUUUUGAAAUGCAGAAAUAGGUUGGAUUUGAAA